AUGUCGUUAUCAUAUAUCAGCUUUUUCUUAGUUUGUGCUGUUGCCUCUGCUGUUCCCCGAUGGGAUCAUACACCAGCGGAACGAAUGAGACUUCUGGGACCAUUGGCUUUUGCCGAUAGUCGCAUCAACUUCCCAUGCAAAACAUUAACUCCCUCACCAACAGUUCCUACAUCAGUUCAUGCUUUACGUGUUGCUGAUAUUCAACAUAUUGCCGCCAUGGGUGACAGUUUAACCGCUGCUAACGGUGCUAAUGCUGUUACUAUUAUUGCUCUUCUCGUUGAAUAUCGUGGUCUCUCAUGGAGUAUUGGUGGUGACAACAAUCUUGACAAAACUGUUACUUUACCAAAUAUCCUCCGUAAGUUCAACAGUAAUCUCAACGGUUUCUCAACUGGUACUGGUAACCAAAAUGCUUCAAACGCUAACUUCAAUGUUGCUAAGCCUGGUGCUGUUUCAGCUGAUAUGCCCGGCCAAGCUGAUCUCUUAAUCUCAAGAAUGCGCAAAGCAUUGGGUGACACACGAUUCAACACUGAAUGGAAAUUAGUCACAUUCUUCAUUGGUGGCAACGAUCUCUGUGCCUACUGCAAUGAUAACGCUUAUUACAGUGCUGCUAACUACCGUAAUAACAUCAAAAUCGCACUUGAAAAAUUAUACAAUGGCAUGCCACGUACUCUUGUCAACUUUGUCACUGUUCUCAACGUCGCUGAACUUGAAGAUUUACACGAAGGUGUUGUCUGUCAAAGCAUGCAAGGAUUCUUAUGCAAAUGCGCUAUUGAUACCGCAACACGUAAUGUCACUCGUGUAGCCAACUUUGAAUAUCAAAAACAAACCAACGCUUUAAUUGAUGAUCCAACUUUCUGCAGUGGUCGUGAUGAUUUCACCAUUGUUCGUCAACCAUUCAUGGAACACAUGAAAGUUCCCUCAACAGCCGCUGGUUUAGCUGAUUUUUCAUAUUUCGCUCCUGAUUGUUUCCACUUCAGCAAAAAGGGUCAUGAAGCUGCUGCUGUCGAACUCUGGAACAACAUGAUGCAAAAAGUUGGUCAAAAAACAACCCUCUGGAACUUAUUAGAUACUCUUCACUGCCCAGAUGAUGAUAACGGAUACAUCUAUACUACAAAAAACAGCAAUUAA
Molecule: messenger RNA, 1128 nt
Organism: Adineta ricciae
Lineage: Eukaryota; Metazoa; Rotifera; Eurotatoria; Adinetida; Adinetidae
Source: the annotation of a GenBank genome assembly